AUGGAAGGUAAUAGAGGCAACGUCAACUGCAAUGACAUGUCGCCGCUAUUGCUUGCGAUCUGCGUGAAUCUCAUCGUAGUUGUUCGCAUAUUUAUGGAUCAGACAGUUAAUAAUCACCAUAGAAAGUUUUUCCAACGACGGUUAAGUGAAUAUCACCACCACAACACCACCGCAGCUGUAGAUUCCGGCGACAACUCGUUUUUUCUGGCGAUCCUUUUCAUUUUCCGUUCAUCCGAUUGUCAAAGACAUGUCGCAUCCCAAUACUUUCAAAAUUCUCAAUCUGUUAAAGAUGAUAUUGAAGUUGGUCCACCAACAGGAUGUCAUGGAGGUGACGGUGAUGACGAGCCACCACAUCUGUUCGGUGAAGGUUUUAGUGAUCACCAGAUUGAUGAGGCAGGGCAGUAA
Lactuca saligna is the source of this 405-nucleotide messenger RNA. The record is from the annotation of a GenBank genome assembly. Lineage: Eukaryota; Viridiplantae; Streptophyta; Magnoliopsida; Asterales; Asteraceae.